Molecule: messenger RNA, 1653 nt
Organism: Daphnia carinata
Lineage: Eukaryota; Metazoa; Arthropoda; Branchiopoda; Diplostraca; Daphniidae
Gene: CDC50
Product: cell cycle control protein 50A-like
Exons: 8
Coding region: 188-1279 (363 amino acids)
Cellular component (GO): endoplasmic reticulum; Golgi apparatus; plasma membrane
Source: RefSeq, a predicted model, not a curated record
CAUAUACACAAAUAAAGGAAAAAUUCGGGACUAGCGAGACCAACAGUCAAACACACCUUCUAUUUUCCUCCCGAUAAAGAAGUGUUGCAACCUGUACUAGUGACUGUGACUCUCACUCGUUACGUCGCUUCUUUAAACAACGGUGGGCUUAAAAGAAGUAUAGCUUUUCUGUUAAGUAAUAAAAGCAAUGACAGACCCUGGAAAUUCGCAGCCGUCUUCAGUAUCCCGAAAGCCGUCAAAUAGUGCUUUUAAACAGCAACGAUUGCCAGCUUGGCAGCCCAUCUUAACUGCUGGGACAGUUCUGCCUACUUUCUUCAUCAUAGGUGUUGCUUUCAUACCAAUUGGUAUCGGCUUGCUUCAUUUCUCAAAUAACGUAAAAGAGUUUGUCUAUGACUACACAGACUGCAUUAGCCAAGAAGACACAAACCAAACAUGCGCAACAAUUCUGGAAUCAGAUAUUACUAAAAGCUGCACCUGUAUUCUGCCAGUUAAUUUGACUGAAACAUAUGAUGGAGAUGUAUACAUCUACUAUGGCUUGAGUAAUUUUUACCAAAAUCAUCGACGCUAUGUCAAGUCAAGAGAUGAUCACCAACUGCUGGGUGUACUGGGUCCUGUCUCCAAUGAGUGUGAUCCAUUUGCCCGCUAUCCAGAUCCCAACAACCCAGCUAUCACGAAACAAGUGGUUCCUUGUGGUGCUAUAGCCAAUAGCAUUUUUAAUGAUACGUUGAAGCUGCAUAGAGAAGAUGGUCAACCUGUUCCCGUUCUGAACACAGGCAUUGCUUGGCCUUCUGACAAACAAAUGAAAUUCAGGAACCCACCAAAUAGCAACACCAACUUGAGUGAAGUGUACAAGGAUUACAUCAAACCCCAAAAUUGGAGAAAAAACAUCUGGGAACUAGACCCUUCCAAUCCUGAAAAUAAUGGCUUGCAGAACGAAGAUUUAAUUGUUUGGAUGAGAACGGCUGCGUUACCGACAUUCCGUAAGUUGUAUCGUCGUCUAAACCGCACUGCCGAAGGUUACAAUUCCGGACUUAAAGCUGGCAACUACGUUCUCACUGUAGAAUAUAAUUAUCCAGUGAAAUCCUUUGCCGGUAGUAAGCGAAUCAUAAUUUCGACAACUUCGUUGCUUGGUGGCAAAAACCCUUUCCUCGGCAUCGGUUACAUUGUGGUGGGUUGCAUCGUUCUUCUCCUCGGCAUCGUUUUUCUCAUCAUUCACAUAAAGUGUGGUAAAAGUACUAGUGAAAUGACCAACGUUACUCCCCGCUCGCCGUACCAAUGAAAUACGUCAGAUGCAAGGAAGAGAAUUUCUCUAAUGGCUAUCACCUUGAAAUGGGGACUACUGAAACUGGGGCAAUCGCAGCGUUUUCCCUGCUAGUCUUAAUUUUGUUUGUGGCUGAUUUAAACAUUGUUUGUGUACCUUUUUCUUCUAGCUGUAACGAUACGUCUUUAACUUCAUUCACCUACAAACCAUUUUUGCACAACCUGCAGUUUUGACGGAAAUAACCAGAUAAGAAAAAUAACCAGAAACCCAGUCUCUGGAAAUAAUUAAAGAGAACGAUCAUAUCCGUAGGUUAUGUGCGUCUUACCUUUCCGGCGAAAACAUAAGUUUCGGUUUCUGUAUUUAUGUAUCUUUAAUAAAAUGUUAAAUUCAAA